AGCGAGACUUCAUCUCAAAAAACAAACAAAAACAUGGACGCUGGAACCAAACUGCCCAUAGCAGAACUCUUGUUCCACAACUUACUAGAGUGACCUUGGGCAAGUUAUUCAUUCUCAUUCUCAUAGAGCCCGGGUAAAAAGGGGCUAAUAGAAGUUCUAUGAGGGUCACAUGAAAUAAUAUAAACAUAAUGGUGCCACGAAAUAGUGAACACAAUAUAUAUUCGCUCUGAUGUUCUCCAAACCUAAUCUUAUUUGGGUUUCCAAGAAAAAAAAAAGCCUUCAAAAGAGACUUGGUGAGUGUGUGUAAUCACCGUAUCCUUCCCGGACUUCAUUUUACUAAACUCUCCUCCUUCAAGCCCUCUUCAGUCCUCCUGAUCUCUUCAGGGCCCUCCUCCUGGGGUGGUGGCACAUGGCUCUAGUGCAGCUGCCCAAAGCCUGGUAUCAGAGUAUGAAGACUUUGAUCUCAGGUGAAGCCAUUCUCGUUUUUUAUCUUCUUCUAUCUUCCGUGCUUAGGCCCCCCAAGUACUAAGUGUGUUCCAGGAGGCUGGAAUAUCAUACAAUGGAGGAAAUUUGGAGAUUAGGAUAAAGAUUUGGAGAAAGAGGCAUGAGAAGCUAAAGAUGCAGGAGUUGCCUAUGCCGGCUCUUGCUUCGUGGUCAUGCAGCUUAACAGGCCCUGGAUGAAGGCCGAGGGCUGGUGUUCUGAGUGUUGCCUGCUCGCAGUCAAGGAAAGUACAAGCCGGGCCCUGCCGGCUUCUCAGGACCGCGUAAGAAACAGAAGAUGUAAUAAAAUCGCAAUUUCCUAUAAAAUUAAAUGCCUUAAGGGUUGUUAGCAGUUUCCUCGCCCCAGGCGGCUCCUUUAAGAGGCGGCUCCUCGCCCCGCUAACAGAGGAAGUCCCCGCCCCCCGUUGCUAGGGUGCUCUGUGGCGUCGCAUUCUCAUUGGUGGGCGACGGCGGGGAGCACCCCCGAGGCAGCCAUUUCCAACUAGCUGGCGGGGGCGAAAGAUGGCGACGCCCCUCGGGUGGUCGAAGGCGGGGUCAGGAUCUGUGUGUCUCGCCUUCGAUCAACUGCGGGACGUGAUUGAGUCUCAGGAGGAACUGAUCCACCAGCUGAGGAAUGUGAUGGUUCUCCAGGACGAAAAUUUUGUCAGUAAAGAAGAGUUCCAGGCAGUGGAGAAGAAGCUGGUGGAAGAGAAAGCUGCCCAUGCCAAGACCAAGGUCCUCCUGGCCAAGGAAGAGGAGAAGUUACAGUUUGCCCUCGGAGAGGUAGAGGUGCUGUCCAAACAGCUGGAGAAAGAGAAGCUGGCCUUUGAAAAAGCGCUCUCCAGUGUCAAAAGCAAAGUCCUACAGGAGUCCAGCAAGAAGGACCAGCUCAUCACCAAAUGCAAUGAGAUUGAGUCUCACAUUAUAAAGCAAGAAGAUAUACUUAAUGGCAAAGAGAAUGAGAUUAAAGAGUUGCAGCAAGUUAUCAGCCAGCAGAAACAGAUCUUCAGGAAUCACAUGUCUGACUUCCGGAUCCAGAAGCAGCAGGAGAGCUACAUGGCCCAGGUGCUGGACCAGAAGCAUAAGAAAGCCUCAGGGACGCGUCAGGCCCACAGCCACCAGCAUCCCAGGGAAAAAUAAAAUGGCCGCCGCUUUCCUGUUCUCUGGCUGUAA
Molecule: messenger RNA, 1653 nt
Organism: Cercocebus atys (sooty mangabey)
Lineage: Eukaryota; Metazoa; Chordata; Mammalia; Primates; Cercopithecidae
Gene: SPATA24
Product: spermatogenesis associated 24
Exons: 6
Coding region: 1003-1620 (205 amino acids)
Cellular component (GO): nucleus; cytoplasm
Molecular function (GO): DNA binding
Source: RefSeq, a predicted model, not a curated record